AUGUAUUUAAAGGUUGUCUGCAUAGCGGCUGUAGUGGCGGUUGCUUCUGCACAGUAUAACAGCUAUGUACAUGGUAGUGGUCACGGUCACGGACAUGGUCAUGAAUCAUCUCAAAACAUAGUACUCCACCAAAGCCAAGAAUACGCACAUCUAUCUGCCGGUGAUCAUCAAUCUACGCAUGGCUCUCACCAUGACUCUCACCACGACUCCCACCACGACUAUUACUCACCACCUCAUUACGGAUUUGAGUAUGAAGUGAAGGAUCCCCACACAGGAGACAUUAAGUCACAGCACGAGACCCGAGAGGGAGACGUCGUCCGCGGCUUCUACAGCCUUCACGAACCUGACGGUACCGUGCGCCGUGUUGAAUAUACCGUUGACAAGCACAGCGGCAUUGCGGUGGCUCAAUUUGAAUUCGACGGACACCACGCGGCGUUUUCUUCCAAUCACAUUUCACGACAUGACGAACACUCUGAAGCAGUACACGUACAUGACCAUCAUGUCGACUACCAUGCCCACCCUAAAUACAUAUUUGAGUAUAAAGUGGAAGAUCACCACACAGGAGACAUAAAAUCCCAACACGAGAGUCGCGAUGGUGAUGUCGUGAAGGGCGUUUAUUCUUUGCACCAACCUGAUGGCUCUGAGAGGACCAUACAUUAUCAUGGAGACCACAAAACAGGG
Brenthis ino (lesser marbled fritillary) is the source of this 681-nucleotide messenger RNA. Lineage: Eukaryota; Metazoa; Arthropoda; Insecta; Lepidoptera; Nymphalidae. The record is from the annotation of a GenBank genome assembly.